CACUCAUCAGGCGGCGAUCGUUUCAGCGGUUUCCAGAUGAAUGCUCUUCUCCAGGAGGCGUUGUUGUCGACCAAGCACAUCAACCAUGCAGCUAUUGUGCGGCGCAAGGAUGGCUCGAUCAAGGCCAAAUCUCCUCAAUUCGUGAUGACUGCCCAAGAUCUGCAAAAAAUCGUCACUGCUUUUGACAGCCCACGCGAAGUGCGAACAUCAGAAAACGGCAUCACGCUCAUGGACAUGGGAUACCGAGCCGUGCGAGCGGACACCCUAUCUAUCUACGCGAAGAAUGACCGUAGCGGAGUCAUCAUAUGUCGGACGUACAACCACUAUAUAAUCGGCACGUAUGACGGGAGCAUGUACGCCUCGGUCGCUGCCGAGGCAGUAGAGAAGCUUGCCGAGUACUUUCGGAAGAAGAACAAGUAG
This is a messenger RNA of Polychytrium aggregatum, 420 nucleotides long. Its product is annotated as profilin. Gene Ontology annotation, molecular function: actin monomer binding. Lineage: Eukaryota; Fungi; Chytridiomycota; Chytridiomycetes; Polychytriales. Gene Ontology annotation, cellular component: cell cortex. The transcript has 5 exons. The record is from RefSeq and is a predicted model, not a curated record. Bases 37 to 420 code for a protein of 127 amino acids.